AUGAAAAAGAAAAACGUGUAUUUCUAUAUACCGAAUAUAAUUGGCUACAUUAGAGUGAUAUUAGCCCUGGGAGGAUUUAUUAUUUGUAGGAAGAGUCUCAUUCUGUUUGCUAUUUUUUACAGCAUUAGCCAAAUACUCGAUGCAUUCGAUGGAUGGACAGCAAGGAAGUUCAAUCAGACAUCCGUCUUUGGCCAAGUAUUAGAUCAAAUCACAGACAGAUUAUCAACAACUCUGCUAUAUCUCCUCAAUGGAAACGUUUAUGAUGAAUACAUUAUUGCGAUAGGACUAAUCAUGAUUGCAGAUAUAGGAGGGCACUAUUUUCAUUCAUCAUCAUGUGCCAUAGCAGGAAAUAAAACACACAAGAAAAUUGAAAAGGGGAAUAGGCUGCUAAAACUGUACUACGAGAGGCCAGUUGUUAUGGUAAUUUGUAUAAUAGCAUACGAAUCCUUCUGGUUUGCUGCUUACGUUUUUAAGGUUACUCCAAAAAAUGACCUUUUUCAUAAAAUUGGUUACUAUGCCCUGAUAAUCUCAUCCCCCUUGGCUGCAUUCAAAAUGUUCACGAACAUCUCUCAGGGAAUGCAUGGCGCAAAAUGCCUAGUAAAUAUGGAUAACAAACAAAAAUGA
Messenger RNA from Plasmodium gonderi, 624 nucleotides. Its product is annotated as phosphatidylinositol synthase. The coding region runs from base 1 to 624 and encodes 207 amino acids. Gene Ontology annotation, molecular function: CDP-diacylglycerol-inositol 3-phosphatidyltransferase activity. Lineage: Eukaryota; Apicomplexa; Aconoidasida; Haemosporida; Plasmodiidae. The record is from RefSeq and is a predicted model, not a curated record. Gene Ontology annotation, biological process: phosphatidylinositol biosynthetic process. The transcript is spliced from 9 exons. Gene Ontology annotation, cellular component: Golgi apparatus; membrane.